AUGCGUUGUCAACGCGUACUCAUUCUAACCACUCUCGCUGGCUGUGGUUGCCAUGCUGCUCAAUCUCAACCAGCUCAAUCCCAGCCCCAGGCAUAUACUGUCCCAGCCGGCUUUCCAACCAGUCUCUUCUCGGACUACUAUGUUCCUCCCUCGCCUAGCCAGGAGCCCCAACCCAUCAUCUUUGACGAGACACUGAACUACACCUAUCCUCGGGAUCUGACCGAUCCGUUCAACAUCCCCGAGCAGAGUGAAGACCCGAUUUUCUUCCCGGCUCCUCGUUACGAUGUUUCCAACGGAAGCGCCAUUGUCUCCGCUGCCAUCAACGAGAUCAAUGGAGUCAUCUCGGGAAGCGGGACAAAUUGUUCCAAGUGUAUUUCUGCCCUCGAGAUCGGACAGUAUGUAGCUCAUCGAGCUCCCCAACUGGUGCCCGACAUGCUCGUCGAUCUAUGUAUCAGCACCAAGUUUGCCACCAACGACACCUGUCACGAGAACUACGAUGCUGAGAAUUAUGGCGCUGUUUGGACCCAAGUACUGGCUUUGGCGAACGUGUCGGGUUCCGACGGCCAAUACAUCUGCAAUUAUCUGAGCAGCAACUUCUGUCCUCGCCCCUCCACAUUGCCCUCGGACACUUCGGCAUAUUUCGGGGCCAAACCCAAAAAUGUGAGUGUUCCAAAGCCGAGCGGGGAGAGGGUCAAGGUGCUUCAUCUGAGUGACAUGCACAUUGAUCCUCGGUAUGCUCCUGGAUCCGAGGCGAACUGCUCCAGCGGAUUGUGUUGUCGUGCGAACAACCCGAAGAGCGCAUCGGGAAAGCUGGAAAUCCCGUCUCCUUUGUACGGGGCUUUCAAGUGUGACAGCCCUUAUUUCCUUUUGACCUCUGCAUUGGAGUCGAUUGGCCCGUUGACUGGAACGACCAACGAAAACAAGACGGAUUCGGACCAUUUUGCAUGGGGUAUUUACACGGGAGACUUGGUAUCUCAUGAAGGUCAAAAUGAGCUUUCAAGAAACUAUACCAUGUACGCCGAGUAUUCCAUCUGGCACAUGAUCAAGUCUUAUGUGUCUGCGCCUAUCUUUGCGGCCCUGGGCAAUCAUGAUACCAACCCUGACGGUAUUGAUUCUCCUCAUUCAUUGCCAGGAAACCUGGGCCAGCAACAGUCAUGGAACUGGGAUCAUGUAUCUUCGCUAUGGCAGCACAACAACUGGAUCAGUGCCGAAGCAGCCCAACAGGCUCGUACCCAUUAUGCUGCCUACAGCAUUAACCAUGCACAGUUCCCCAAGUUGAGGAUCGUCACCAUCAACACCGAUUUUUGGUAUCGAAGCAACCUGUUCAACUACAUAAACACCACAAAUCCGGACAACAGCGGCAUUCUGAAGUUCCUUGCGCAAGAACUUCAAGACGCAGAAGACAAGGGCGAGCGAGUGUGGGUUGUCGGACACGUUCUUUCAGGAUGGGACGGCACAAACCCACUUCCGAAUCCAACAGACCUCUUCUACCAAAUCAUCGACCGCUACUCCCCCCACGUCAUAGCAGGCAUAUUCUUCGGGCACACGCACGAAGACCAAGUCAUGAUCUACUACGGCAAUAACGGCACAACUCGAAACGCCGACACCGCCCUGAACGUCGGCUGGAUCGGGCCCAGCAUCACCCCCUUAACCAACUUGAACAGCGGGUACCGAAUGUACGAAGUCGACACGGGCGAUUUCUCCAUCUACAACGCCUACACGUACUACGCCAAGGUUUCCUCAUUUGGCAGUCUCAACACUUCGGCGACCGGUCCCGUCUGGCAUUACGAAUACUCGACUCGGGACGCGUAUCCUUUGCAGUGGCCUGCCGAUGCGCCUCUCAAUGCCACUUACUGGCAUCGUGUGUCUGAGGCCAUGGCGGCCAAUCAUUCGUUGGUGCAACAGUUUAAUACUUAUCAGGGCAAGAUGAGCGUCAAGAGUCCGAAUUGUACGAGUAAUGCUUGUGCUGAGGCAAAGGUGUGCUAUAUGAGGAGUGGGAGUGUGGCUUUGGGCUCGGCUUGUCCUCAGGGGUGA
Messenger RNA from Exophiala dermatitidis NIH/UT8656, 2034 nucleotides. Its product is annotated as sphingomyelin phosphodiesterase. The record is from RefSeq and is a predicted model, not a curated record. Bases 1 to 2034 code for a protein of 677 amino acids. NCBI's taxonomy places the organism in Eukaryota, Fungi, Ascomycota, Eurotiomycetes, Chaetothyriales, Herpotrichiellaceae. Gene Ontology annotation, molecular function: hydrolase activity. The transcript is spliced from 6 exons.